Molecule: messenger RNA, 2364 nt
Organism: Symbiodinium sp. CCMP2592
Lineage: Eukaryota; Dinophyceae; Suessiales; Symbiodiniaceae
Source: the annotation of a GenBank genome assembly
AUGGCCGAGAUCAGCUUGAACGACAUCAUGCGGCUUAGUGCAUGUGACCUGCGGAAGCAGCUCACCGACAGAGGCUUGGAUACCUCAGGAACACGGUGGUCUCAUGCUGUGCGGCUGGCGGUUUUCGUUGACCUGGAGCUCGUAACAUGCUGCCCGAAGCUGAGAAACUUGGUGAAAGAGACACUGAAACUGCCCGAUGCUGUGGCCGUUGUGGCCGUGCCAGACAGAAAAGAGGCGGCCGUCCAAUGCGAAGCGCCAGAGCCCGAGGACCUCGAUGCAGUGGCCGUGCCGGACACAAAAGAGGCGGCUGUCCAAUGCGAAGUGUCAGAGCCCGAGGAGCCGCAGAGGACAACGCCGCACUCCUCGCGGUAUCGGCUGCGGCCUUCGCUGGGCGGGAAAUCAGACUCAUCCGCACCCAUAUCGGAUGACCCGGCAGAGGACGAGAAGGUUAAGGAGAUGAGACGCCUCGCUCAGUACAACUGCCCAACAACCGGCAAGUCCGAGACAUGGCUGCGGUACAAGAUCGAUAGCGAUGGCACGGAGCUGGUGGGAUGCAGUCUCUGCCAAGCCUAUGCUUCCAGCGGUCAUGCCUUGCAUGGCCGCCAGGCCUUCGGACGCUUUGAGGUUCGAGUGGCGGAGAAAACCGUACAGGCAAGGGACGCUGUGCACGGACAUGUGCACAAAGCCACAUCGGACCAUUCCAAAGCAUUGGCGUUCAUGCGGAAGGGCAUUGUCGAUGCCGGUGGCAAAAUCCGCAUUCAGAGGCAAAUCUCCAUCUCUGUGCAGGAGGAGAACGCCAUUCAUUUCGCAUACUGUGCUCUGCGGCAGGGGCUGACUGGUUACGAAUACCAAGCAAUGGCGAAGGCAUGCUAUGAGGUUGAGGCAAAUCUGCCAGACGGUCACAACGGCCGGCGGUUUUUCAGUGAGAUUUGUCGCUGCACUGCAAAUCGCAGCUUCGACAUCCUGCUCCAGCAAGUGCAGGCAUCUCCUGUGUUGAGUGUGAACGUGGACGAGGGUGUUUCUGGCACUGGCUACUUUGCCAUCAGAGUGCAUUUCCUGGAUGUGCUCCUGUCCCUCACGACAAAGUCUGAGGCGGGCCAGGGCUUGACAAAGCAAGAUGUGAUGGAGCGCCUGGUCGGAUUCACUGCGGAUGGUGCCAGUGUGAACGGAGUGCGUAAAGGCAGCACUCCAAUUUCUGCUCCGAUUCGUGGGCCCACUGGAAAUCUAGCGCACUCGCUGCUGCAAGAGAAGCGACAGUUUUCCGAGGAGUGCAGCGCCCAUCGAGUUGAUUUGACUUGCAAAAAGUUCGACGAGCAGGAGUACGUCGGAGGGAUCAUGCAGAUGCUGCGCCGAAUAUGUUCCCAUGAGGAUGCAAGCCAAGGAGGUCAGCUUCAUUUCGCUCCACAGCGCUUCGUCUCGCAUGCCGUUCCCGCAAAGGUGCUGGUGCGAUCUUUCAAGGACUCCAGGGAUCAAAACCAAGCAGCCUGGGCGAGACACAUCAAGGCAGAUGUGCGGACCGUGAAGGUUUGGUUGGUGCUGGCCGUGGCUGCAGAUCUUCUGUCAUUCUUGCGGAAGCUCAACGUGCAGUCCCAGCGCAGCAGCUUGAGGGUGCUCGAUCUGGAGUCCCAUGUCGAGCUGUGCAUCAAGGAUGUGCAGGCUUACAUGCGCCAGGGCAAUGGUGGCCUGGCAUCUGGCUUGAAGCAGCUGUUUCAGCCAUACACUGCUCCUCGCCAGGCUGCCGCCACUUUGCUGGAAGAACUUUGCCGGCAGAUGCAUGUGAAGCAGACUGCUGGUGGCCAGAUCCUGAGCGCAAAGUACUAUGUGGGGGACCAUGAACCGGAGUUGGAGUUGAGACUGAACAACGAGACCUUGAAUGAGGUGGUUGCCGUUGCCAAGGAUCUCGAAAAGUUGGUCCUGGAGGAUCUGCGGAUGAGGUUUCGCAACGUGGGCAUCAGUAAGUUUGUGGCUGUACUGCACCCGACAUACCGCCCGCCCCGAGAUGGCCAACCGACCCCGCUUGCAACUGCAGUGGAAGCUUUUGCCAAGCACUUUGCUAUGGCUGAAGGCGAAUUACUUUCGCAGUGGAAGCACCUUCUCAAAGUCAAGGACCGCUAUUUUGCUGCGAACCCGGAGGUGCGCACAAUGAAGCCUCAUCAGUUUUGGCCUCCAAUCCUUCAACAAGUCAAGGAGAGCCUGCCUGAAGCUUUCAGGGUGGUCAGCUCGCUCAUCCUGCUGAGUUAUCAAAAUUGCGAGGUCGAGCGGGACCUGGCUAUUCUGAAACUCGCAAGAAAUUUCAGAAAACAAACAUUCUGUACUGUUCAUUUCACCGACUCGGGUUGCUGCCACUUGAAAGCCAUGCAUUGA